AUGGAAUCUCUGGUAGCACCCCGCACGUACAGCCUGCAUGUCGAGACCCGCCGCCUCCUCCUCCGCGAGUUGCAAGAGUCCGACAUUAUCCCCAUGCACCGGAUGGAGAGCCGGCCAGAAGUAGCCCGCUUCCACGGCGUCGAGCCCAAGACAGAAGAGGAAGUGGAAGACAACAUACUCAAUCGAGCUUGCCGCUGCCGGAUCGACUCGCGACGACUCGGAAAGGGAAAGGCCACUUUGUGGUAUACGAUCGAUACCCCGUUCCAGCGGAACGGGUACGGCGCGGAGGCUCUGGGUGGGUUUAUUGAGGUGUUGUGUGUUCAGAGCGCUCUCAAGGUUGAGGUUGGACUUGGUGAGGGAGAGGGAGAGACGAAUCUUGUUGCGCCCGUGUCGGUGCUCCAGCUUGAGAUUGAUACGCGUAAUAUUGCUAGUCAGGCGCUCGCUGCUAGGCUGAACUUCAGGUAUGUUGAGCAGUUCACGGAAUGGUGUAAGGGCGAUGAAGUCGAAAUGAUGAUCUGGAGACGAUUGUUGGUGGAGACAGAAGAUCUCCUUGCCGCCGAGGACUGCAAGAUAAUCGAUGCCUUGUCAAAAUCGAAGGAAUAA
This is a messenger RNA of Anthostomella pinea, 603 nucleotides long. The record is from the annotation of a GenBank genome assembly. Lineage: Eukaryota; Fungi; Ascomycota; Sordariomycetes; Xylariales; Xylariaceae.